CCUUUAUUUAUACAUUAUGAACGAAAAUUGUUCCUUGUCGGAAUGACAUUUCUAUCAAGAUACAAUCAUUUUGAAACAUUUUUAAUAGAAAUAAUGCUUUCUAUGAUGUGAGACAUGACGCACGACGCCAGAAAAUCAUCACCACAUCCUUUUGGUCGAUUAUCACCGUCCUCUAUGGAAAAAGGCAGAGUAACGUAUUGCACUGAUUUAGAAAAAUCUGUUAUUAUAACUAAUUUUGACCGACGAGGAUGGAUACAAGUGGGACCCGAGGAAGAGUGGAACUUCUACUGGUCGUUUACAACAAACUGCCGCUCCAUCUUCAGCAUCGAGAGCGGCUACAGAAUGAACGACAAUCAAAUGAUAAAUCACUUCCCUAAUCACUACGAACUGUCGCGUAAAGAUUUGCUCGUGAAAAAUAUCAAGAGAUAUAGAAAGGAACUCGAGAAGGAAGGCAAUCCGUUGGCUGAAAAAGUAGAUGUACCGCUCCCCAACGGGCAAGUUGUCACGCGGUACAUGCAUUUAGAUUUUAUUCCGGUUACUUACGUCCUACCCGCCGACUACAAUAUGUUCGUUGAGGAAUACAGAAAAUCUCCGCAGAGUACGUGGAUCAUGAAACCUUGUGGGAAAUCUCAAGGCGCUGGAAUUUUCUUGAUCAAUAAACUUUCUAAACUAAAGAAAUGGUCGCGCGAGGCGAAAACCCCUUUUCAUCCGCAACUCAGCAGUAAAGAAAGUUAUGUUAUAUCGCGCUAUAUAGAAAACCCUCUUUUGAUUGGCGGCAAAAAAUUCGAUCUCAGAUUGUAUGUUUUGGUGACGUCUUUUAGGCCGUUGAAGGCUUACUUAUUCCAGCACGGGUUCUGCAGAUUCUGCACGGUGAAAUACGACACUAGCGUAACCGAAUUAGACAACAUGUACGUACAUUUGACAAAUGUUAGCGUACAAAAGCACGGCGGAGACUAUAAUAGCCUUCAUGGCGGCAAGAUGAGUAUACAGAAUUUCAGAUUAUAUUUAGAAGGCACUAAAGGACGCACUGUAACUGAGAAAUUGUUCUCAGAGGUGCAAUGGCUUAUCGUUCAUUCGUUGAAAGCGGUCGCCCCUGUGAUGGCGAACGACCGACAUUGUUUCGAAUGUUAUGGAUAUGAUAUUAUCAUAGACGAUACUCUAAAGCCUUGGUUAGUGGAGGUGAAUGCCUCUCCCUCGCUGCAAUCGACUACACAUAACGAUCGGAUUCUAAAAUACAAAUUAAUCGAUAACAUCGUGUCGGUUGUAGUGCCGCCAGACGGUAUACCAGAUGCAAGAUGGAACAAAAUACCUAGCGCCGAGGCGCUCGGAGAUUUCGAAGUUCUGAUUGACGAGGAACUAAUGGAAAGGGAGGACGUAAAUUCACGGUAUAAUAAAUUCCAUCGAUCUAAUAAAUAAAAUAACAUUUUAUAAUAAUUGUAUUUGUUUGACAACAUUGUAAUAAUUUAAAAAUAAUAAUA
Messenger RNA from Manduca sexta (tobacco hornworm), 1478 nucleotides. RefSeq names its product probable tubulin polyglutamylase TTLL1. Gene Ontology annotation, biological process: protein polyglutamylation; microtubule cytoskeleton organization. Bases 115 to 1416 code for a protein of 433 amino acids. Lineage: Eukaryota; Metazoa; Arthropoda; Insecta; Lepidoptera; Sphingidae. The record is from RefSeq and is a predicted model, not a curated record. The transcript has a single exon. Gene Ontology annotation, cellular component: cilium. Gene Ontology annotation, molecular function: tubulin-glutamic acid ligase activity; tubulin binding.